AGAAGUCAUGAUUAUGUGGAUGAGAUUGAUGCUGGAAGAGAUGGCCAAGUACAUGAAUUUCAGCUACGACUUUCGAAUUCUGCCCAGCGAAGAGCCAGGAAUCGAAGCGCUGUCCAAUAACACCCUCGAUCUCUUGAUCACGCCGCUGUUACUGACGCCGAUGCGAAGAAAGGUGGUCAAAUAUCUCACCCCGCUGUUUUAUUCGUCGAGGGUGUUCGUCAUUAAGAAAGUUCCCGUCAUAAGGAACGAGCCCGUCAGCGUGCUGCGACCGUUUGACACGCACAUAUGGAUUCUGCUGCUCGGCUUUGCCAUGGCGAUGCCGCUGCUGUUACGGUGGCUGCCGCGGUCGCGAGACCGCGCCACCGUCGCUGACGUCAGAGAGACCAGAAUCGUCUCCCAUCUCCGCUACACAUUCGGUGCGCUAUUCCAACAAGGCACCACGUUCCUGCCAUCGCGGACUCCGGUCCGUAUUCUGUACGCCACCUGGUGGAUAUUUUCGUGCAUCGUGGCCGCCACGUACACGGGUACAUUCGUCAGCUUGUUCUCCGUCGUUGGCCCGACGCAUUACCCGUUCUACUCGACAGAAGAACUGGCAGCGAGCACGGAUAUAGUUCCAAUUAUCGUCAGAGGAUGGGCAGACGAAGAACGAUUGCGCAGCAGCCCACUUGAUUCAACGUAUAACCAGCUAUGGAAGAAAGUACAAGGAAACAAGGAGGCGAGAACGGAUAACACAUCAAUGGCGCUUGAGAUGGUUCUGACCGGGAAGUAUACGAUGAUGAACGAUUUUGUGAACAACGAAGUGCUCAUGGCUGCCGAUUACGGUAAAACUGGACAGUGCAGGUUUGCACGGGCUCCAUUUGAAACCUCACUGGAGCCAAUGGCUUGGACUGUGCAGAAAAACAACACGAUUUACCCUCUCCUAAACUGGCAGAUACGUACGAUCAUAGAGACGGGUCUCCUGCAGAAGUGGGGAGCGCCGGUCCUACAGAGCGGAUUCGCAGCGUGCUCCGAGCUGGACGCGGCGUCGGUCGCUGCCAGGCAGAUCAGCUUGCGACAGAUGCUGCCGGUCUUCGUGAUGCUGUUGGCGGGCGUCGCCGCCGGCCUGCUGCUUCUCCUAGCGGAGAUUGUCGGCAAGAAGCUGAAACAUAGACGGGCGCAGACGAACGUCUCGUCGCUGCCGAAAGCUUGA
Messenger RNA from Priapulus caudatus, 1189 nucleotides. RefSeq names its product glutamate receptor ionotropic, kainate 1-like. Gene Ontology annotation, molecular function: ligand-gated monoatomic ion channel activity; signaling receptor activity. Gene Ontology annotation, cellular component: membrane. The coding region runs from base 8 to 1189 and encodes 393 amino acids. Gene Ontology annotation, biological process: monoatomic ion transport. The record is from RefSeq and is a predicted model, not a curated record. NCBI's taxonomy places the organism in Eukaryota, Metazoa, Priapulida, Priapulimorpha, Priapulimorphida, Priapulidae. The transcript has 6 exons.